Cooperia oncophora is the source of this 726-nucleotide messenger RNA. Lineage: Eukaryota; Metazoa; Nematoda; Chromadorea; Rhabditida; Trichostrongylidae. The record is from the annotation of a GenBank genome assembly.
AUGUAUACACAUGUGUGUACUGUUUUACUUCAAAUGAUGACACGCUUAUUGAUUCAGGUAGUGCAGCAGAUGAUUGAGCAACAGCACAUUCCUGACGAGGAUACUAAAAUGAUUACAAAGCUGAUCAAGGAUAAGGUGGAAAGCUUCAAGAGGGACAGAGAGUUUAAAAUAGCGGAAUUGAGGAGACAACGUGAAGAGGAAGAGCGUCAGCGGGAAGAACAAGCAAUCAAGGAAGAGAUGAAGGCUCGUGCAAAAGAAAAGGAACGCCUAGAAGCUGUAAGAGAAUCCGCUACGUUAACAUCCGCUACAGUCACUACUGAAACAACGCAGCCAGUUAGUGGUCAGCAACCCGUAGUCUCUCCUUCGGUGACUUCGUCUACGUUGUCUUCUGUGCAACAAACUACUUCAACUGUAGCAUCUGCAAUGUCUUCUGACAAAACUGGGCAACAGCAUGCAACAUCUGUGAUUCGUAGUGAUGUGGACCAUGAGUCGGGCUCGAUAGGCGGAAGUGAGGAGAAGAAGAAAGCCAAAAGAAAGAUUGUUUUGGAAGUCCUGAAAGUCGAUGAUGCGAAGGAUCAGCCAUUGGUCUCUUGUAAGCUGGACACUGCACACAAAACCGUCACCUUUCAAUUUGCUCCUGAUUCUGACAAGCCGUCUGUGAUUGCUGAAAAGCUUGGUGUUCCUUACCACAUUGCUAAAACAAGUACCAAUCUUUACGAGAAGUGA